CGCACACUCAGCCUUAUGAGCCACGCCCUCGCCACUGGUAUUACGGUGGUGAUGAGGGUCAGGAUGAGCCUUGGAUAUAUAAAGCGUGGUCAGGUGCUCUUCUGCCAGACAGCUCCUCAUCGGUGGGUCGACAUGAACACUCUGACUCUCUUCUGCUUGGUGGCGGCGGCCAGCUCCUGUAGUGCAGCCCAUUACUUGGGUUACCCAGGGGCUUAUGGCUUAGUGCCUUACAACUACCUAGGCUCACAUUACGCUCACCACGGUCUACCAUACAGUCUCGGCCCUGUUAAGUACAGUGUGGCCCACGGGGUGGCACCCGUGGCCCCUGUUAAGUACAGUGUGGCCCACGCGGUGGCACCCGUGGCCCCUAUUCAUUCUCAGUACCACGCCCAAGACGAGCUGGGUCAGUACUCCUUCGGCUACGCCGGCGGUCCCUCCUCUCGCUCUGAGACCCGCGACGCCUUCGGGAGAGUGAGUGGCUCCUACAACUAUGUGGACUCCGAGGGCAAGGUGCAGACCCAGCACUACGUAGCUGACGCCCUGGGCUUCCGUGUGUCUGGCACCAACCUGCCAGUGGCUCCCGAUGUCCCCGAGGCACCCGCUCUCGCCGCACCUGAGCCAGUGCAGGACACCCCUGAGGUUGCUGCCGCCAAAGCCGAAUUCCAAGCAGCGUAUGAUGAAUUUGCCGCCGCCGCCGAGGCCGCCCCUGACUCCCGCAAGAAGCGAUCGGUUGUGGCCCCAGCUGUCUAUCCUUACCACCAUCCCCUCCGCUUCUCCUACGCAUUCACCGCUCCUCUGACUUACAACUACCCCGCCCUGCACUACGCCGCCUACCCUGCCCACACCAGUUACGCCGCCGUCCCGGCCACUGUGCGUGACGCCACACUGCUGCGAGUGGUGCACAAUCCAGGUCACGCUGUUUCCUACCGGGUGGACUAGACGAGCUGGCUCGGCGACUUUUCUUUUUCAGUCUUCCAACACGAGCCAGGUGCCGUAGAGCGCCGCGACAGAGGCAUCCACGCUGCGGUGAGGCAAUUCCUGCCAGACCACGGCGUUGCUUCAGCAGGUGUUGACGCGCGCCGGUGCUCCGCAAGAGUCAAGAGUUGUUCCUGUUCAAGAUUGCACUAAAGUUAAUACAUAACAUAUAUACGUAAAUACUUAUAUCUUUACCGGUCCUUCAUGUGUCUCUUCAAAAGUGCCUUCAAAUCAAUGAUGUACGCCUACACACAAUUACUUCAAUUAAAUACAUGAUGCCCAAACUA
Messenger RNA from Portunus trituberculatus (swimming crab), 1262 nucleotides. RefSeq lists its product as uncharacterized. Gene Ontology annotation, cellular component: chitin-based extracellular matrix. The transcript has 2 exons. Lineage: Eukaryota; Metazoa; Arthropoda; Malacostraca; Decapoda; Portunidae. The coding region runs from base 16 to 939 and encodes 307 amino acids. The record is from RefSeq and is a predicted model, not a curated record. Gene Ontology annotation, molecular function: structural constituent of chitin-based larval cuticle.